Bacidia gigantensis is the source of this 675-nucleotide messenger RNA. RefSeq lists its product as uncharacterized. The record is from RefSeq and is a predicted model, not a curated record. Lineage: Eukaryota; Fungi; Ascomycota; Lecanoromycetes; Lecanorales; Ramalinaceae. The coding region runs from base 1 to 675 and encodes 224 amino acids. The transcript has a single exon.
AUGCGCACCGCGAACAACCUCGGGAAAGCCUGGGACGCCGUCAUAUUCGGCGAGCCCACAGAACUCAAGUUAGCCGGCGGGCACAAGGGGAUACUGAGUUGUGUAAUUAGAGCGCAUGGGAAGGGCGGGCACUCGGGUUAUCCCGAACGGGGCGAGAAUGCGAUCGAUAUGUUGUUGACGGCGCUGGUGAAGCUGCGUGAGGCGGAAAUGCCGUGGAGUGAGAAGUAUGGGAACACGACUGUGAAUAUUGGGGUGAUUGAGGGGGGUGUGGCGGCAAAUGUCAUUGCUGAGAACGCGGAAGCAGCGUUAGGUAUCAGGAUUGCGGCGGGGAAGCCUGAAGCUGUGCGGAAGAUUGUGUUGGAGACGGUGAGGAGUGUGGAUGAGCGGCUGGAGGUCGAAUUUCCAGGCCCAGCGUAUGGGCCGGUGGAUAUCGAUGUGGAUGUGGAUGGGUUUGAGGCUAUCACGGUAAAUUAUGGAACUGAUGUGCCGAAUCUGGAGGGGAACCAUAAAAGGUAUUUGUAUGGGCCUGGAAGCAUAUUGGUAGCGCAUGGAGCGGAUGAGCAUUUGAGCGUGGUGGAUUUGGAGAAAGCGGUGGAUGGAUACGAGAGGCUGAUCUUGGGGGUCUUGGGUAAAAUUGAGGAGGGAAGAAGAGAGGUUCGUGAUCAGGAGCUGUGA